GAAUAAGAUUACAGUCAUUGGGGUUGGUGCUGUUGGCAUGGCCUGUGCCAUCAGUAUCUUAAUGAAGGACUUGGCAGAUGAACUUGCUCUUGUUGAUGUCAUGGAAUACAAAUCAAAGGGAGGGAUGAUGGAUCUCCAACAUGGCAGCCUUUUCCUUAGAACAACAAAAAUUGUCUCUAGCAAGAACUAUAAUAUGACUGCAAACUCAAGGCUGGUUAUUGUCACAGCUGAGGCACAUCAACAAGAGGGAGAAAGCCGUCUUAAUUUGGUCCAGUGUAACAUGAACAUAUUUAAAUUCAUCACUCAUAAUAUUGUAAAAUACAGUCCCAACUGCAAAUUGCUUAUUGUUUCCAAUCCAGUGGAUGUCUUGGUCUAUGUGGCUUGGAAAAUAAGUGGCUUUCCCAAAAACUGUGUUAUUGGAAGUGGUUGCAGUCUGGAUUCAGCCCUGUUCCGUUACCUAAUGGGGGAAAGGCUGGGAGUUCACCCAUUAAGCUGUAAUGGCUGGGUCCUUGGGGAGCAUGGAGACUCAAAUGUGCCUGUGUGGAGUGAAGUGAACAUUGCUGGUGUCUCCCUAAAGACUCUGCACCCUGAUUUGGGCACUGAGGCAGAUAAAGAACAGUGGAAAGAAUGCAGAUACACUUUGGGGGAUCCAGAAGGAGCUACAGUUUUCAAGUAUCCUCACUGCUUAGGCUACAACAGGAUUUUAGUUAGAGAUUGUAUAUAUUGUCCCUUUUAUCUGAGCUGUGACUAA
Pteronotus mesoamericanus is the source of this 751-nucleotide messenger RNA. Its product is annotated as L-lactate dehydrogenase A chain-like. Gene Ontology annotation, molecular function: L-lactate dehydrogenase (NAD+) activity. The transcript has 2 exons. Gene Ontology annotation, biological process: lactate metabolic process; pyruvate metabolic process. NCBI's taxonomy places the organism in Eukaryota, Metazoa, Chordata, Mammalia, Chiroptera, Mormoopidae. The record is from RefSeq and is a predicted model, not a curated record. The coding region runs from base 38 to 751 and encodes 237 amino acids.